This is a messenger RNA of Blumeria graminis f. sp. triticale, 246 nucleotides long. Lineage: Eukaryota; Fungi; Ascomycota; Leotiomycetes; Helotiales; Erysiphaceae. The record is from the annotation of a GenBank genome assembly.
AUGACUCAAGCCUUGAUCCGCCCUUAUAAACAGCUUUCCAGCAGCCAAGCUAUCUAUUCCCUGCAGAUAAUACAAAAAGUUACGAGGCGGAUGCGGCACUCUACAAUUAUCUCUUUAAUACUAAGAUAUUCAAAGCACAUCCCACUAGCCGAUAUACCUAGUAAAUCAUGGAUGCUACGUCUCAUACCCGGCGCUAUAGUGGAGCUUUCGGUGAUCGAGUCUAGUUACGACUUCGCUCUUCACUAG